UCUGAGAAGUGGUUUCCCAAAGGAAGGGUGUCCCAAUACUCCCCACCAUGGGACAUCCCCGUGCCCUCAGAGCCCGCCCCAGUCACAAGGCAAGUGACUGGAUCCACAGUGGCUGUGGGCACAGCAGUCUGAAGACAACUGGAUGUGAGAAUUUGGGCAGCAGGCUUGGGACUGGAGCGUGACCGCGAGUUCUCCCCGUGGCCGCCGCCGCUGUGACAGCCUCCGCAAUAACAGAAGUCCAAGGCGGCUUCCUCCUCCCUGCUCGGAGGGGGCGGAGGUCUGGGGCCCGCAGCACCCCAGUUUUCUACAGCCCCCACACGUCGGCACUCGCGGUUGCUGAGAUACCAGGCUGAUUCACCCUGGGGUCUGUCGGAAGCGACCUCCCCUGGGACCAGGUCUCCGGCCCCUCCCAAGGACCAUGCCACAGUUCCACUGACCCUGGAGCAGGGGCCUGAGGGCAGGGCACCCGGAAUGGGUUGUGUGUCCUGCAAGAAGUCAGAGCCAGGGCUCAAGGAGGAUGCUGGCCUGGAAGAGGACUUCAGGGACCAGGGGGCUGCAGACCGCUAUGGCCCAGACCCUACUCAAGCCCGGCCUGUGGCCUCCUCUGCCCACAUCCCCAACUACAACAACUUCUCUCAGCCCACCAACCCUACCUUCCUUGAUGGGGGCAAUAUCAAAGGCAUCUCAGGGACUGGGGUGACCAUGUUCAUUGCCCUAUAUGACUAUGAGGCCCGAACAGAUGAUGACCUUACCUUCACCAAAGGCGAGAAGUUUCACAUCCUGAACAAUACUGAGGGUGACUGGUGGGAGGCGCGGUCCCUCAGCUCUGGACAAACUGGCUACAUUCCCAGCAACUACGUGGCCCCUGUGGACUCCAUCCAGGCUGAAGAGUGGUAUUUUGGAAAGAUCGGGCGGAAGGAUGCUGAGAGGCAGCUGCUCUCUUCAGGCAACCCCCGGGGAGCCUUUCUCAUUCGAGAGAGUGAGACCACCAAAGGUGCCUACUCCCUGUCUGUCCUGGACUGGGACCAGACCAAAGGCGACCACGUGAAGCAUUACAAGAUCCGCAAGCUGGACACGGGUGGCUACUACAUCACCACGAGGGCCCAGUUCGACUCAGUGCGGGAGCUGGUGCAGCAUUACAUGGAGGUCAAUGAUGGGCUGUGCCACCUGCUCACGGCUGCCUGCACCACCGUGAAGCCGCAGACGCUGGGUCUGGCCAAGGACGCCUGGGAGAUCAGCCGUGACUCCAUUGCACUGGAGCGCAGGCUGGGCACCGGCUGCUUCGGGGACGUGUGGCUGGGCACAUGGAACGGCACCACGAAGGUGGCGGUGAAAACCCUGAAGCCGGGCACCAUGGCCCCGAAGGCCUUCCUGGACGAGGCGCAGAUCAUGAAGCUGCUGCGGCACGACAAGCUGGUGCAGCUGUAUGCUGUGGUGUCAGAUGAGCCCAUCUACAUCGUGACCGAGUUCAUGAGCCAUGGUAGCUUGCUGGACUUCCUCAAGGACCAGGAGGGCCAGAAUUUGAGUUUGCCUCAGUUGGUGGACAUGGCAGCCCAGGUUGCUGCGGGCAUGGCCUACAUGGAGCGCAUGAACUACAUCCACCGAGACCUGAGAGCAGCCAACAUCUUGGUGGGAGACCGGCUGGUGUGCAAGAUCGCCGACUUCGGGCUGGCCCGUCUCAUCGAGGAUGAUGAGUACAACCCCCAACAAGGAGCCAAAUUCCCCAUCAAGUGGACAGCCCCAGAGGCUGCCCUCUUUGGCAGAUUCACCAUCAAGUCAGAUGUGUGGUCUUUUGGCAUCCUGCUCACUGAACUCAUCAGCAAGGGCCGAGUUCCCUACCCAGGCAUGAAUAACCGGGAAGUGUUGGAGCAGGUGGAGCAUGGCUACCACAUGCCCUGUCCUCCAACUUGCCCGGCGUCACUGUACGAGGUCAUGGAGCAGACCUGGCGUCUGGACCCGGAGGAAAGGCCAACCUUCGAGUACCUGCAGUCCUUCCUGGAGGAUUACUUCACCUCCACGGAACCCCAGUAUCAGCCUGGAGAUCAGACAUAGCCUAUUUGGACACCCAUCCCCUCUCUGGGGGGGUGUACCCACAAGCCCCCUCCAAUCCCUACGGCUCUGGUCCCAAAGCCCCCAGGCUUAGAACCCUAUAGAGCUCUUGCAUGUCUCAGCAAACAGGUUGUUCUGACUCCAUCUAGGGCAAACCACUCAAUUUAAAAAUGGAGCAAACGGAGGCCCAGAGAUCAUUACUUACUCACUCUGACCCCAAGCACUCUCUCUCCCCUUCCCACUUAGCCUCCUACACACCUCUAGCCUCCCUGCCCCUCCCCCUGGAAGAAAUACUUUUCUAGUUAUUUAUAAAACCAUAUGUCCAUGCCCUCACUCAUCUCCUACCCCAUUAUCUACCCUGAUGCAGACCUCCAGAAUUUACCUCCUACUCAAUUCUCUUGUGUCUAUUAAGUUAGAAAAGUUACAAAGACAAAGACGUCUUUGAUGGACCCCUUUCUUGCUGGGUGGCAGCCAUGGUGCAGGACUGGCGUUCCAGCCCAAGACUGUGGGAGCGCAUUGCUCAGGGCACACCACCUCUUUGAAUCAUGUAAGUUUACUGGGUUUGUAAAUAAGAAAAAAAAAUAGUAAAACUUUGAGCCAUGAAAAUCCCUUCCUUUAGGUGAGAUGCUGGUGGGUGCAGGGAGACUGAUCUAUUGGGAGCAGGAUGGGAAGGUGAGAGAGUAUCCUAAUGCCUACUAAACACAGGGUACCCCAAGUGUGGGUUUUUUCCAUCUCAAUUAUUUCUUUAUUUCAUAAAUUGAAUAAAAAUUCUAUUAUAACAUUAAGAAAAAGGAAAGACAUCAUGAACAUAGUUUUCUUUAAUGAGAAUAUAAAUUAAGCAUUUAAAAUAACUUGAGUAAAAAUCCUUCCUGAAAUCACCCCAGGUGUGUUUCAGGGCACCCAAACGUCCCAAUAUUUGUCCCCAUGUGAAUUUAGGGCAAGUUGAGAGAUAGAUACAGAAGACAAGCAACUGGAGAGCAAAAUGUCCCCUUCAUAACUAAUGUGGCUUUCAAUCUGUGUGCAGUGGAUUUGCUCAUUCUUUACUUGAUUUCAGCAGCUUAACCAUUCAUCCUAGCGAUAGCAGCACAACCACAGACCUCGUCUCAUGGAAGAAGACUGCAGCUCCCAAGAGAGUAUGGUAGUGGGGAGAGGUCUGAGCUUUAGUCUAGCUCAAUGGAUCUCUCUUGGGCAGCUCUGACCGUAGGUAGGUGGCUUUUGAGGAGGUCUGGAGGCAGUUGUCUUUGUCACAACAGGGACUUCUACUGGCAUAGGUUGGACAGGGGCCGGCACCUAAACAAUCUGCCAGGCACCUGUGCAACAAAGAAUUGUCCAAUUCUCGGUCCCUCUUUGAGAAACUCUGGCAGCUGAUCUAUUUCUGUGUGGAAACAAGACAAACAGAGAAUGAGGAUUCCCACCUCUCUUAUCAGGAGACUUUUUUUAAAAAGAUUUAUUUUAUUUAUACAAGAGCAGGGGUACAGGACAGAGGUGCAGGAGGGUGAGAGGAUUCACCAGAGACAGAGUGGGGAACAGAACAGGCAGACGAUCCGAAAGCACUGCUGAGAAGAGCAGCAGGUGAGACAGGAGAGGUCUGCCGUGCCAUGUGGGUAUCUCCCUGGCCAGCCAGGAAUUGAACUGGCACUGCAGAGACUGCGGACAGCUGUGAUGCGCUGUGCUCAACCUUCUGUGCCACCGGGGAGGCCUUUAUCAGGAAGCUUUUGACCCCUGACUUACUAAGGAAGUGGAUGGGGGUAAGAGGUGAGGAGCUGGGAAUCAGCUGCAAUUGGUAAACAAUUACUAAGCAUUAACUCUGUGAAGGGCCUUUAGCCAGGCAGAACUCCUGGGAUACAAACAUGAACAAGACCCGUCCCAAACUUGGAGUUCAGUCAGGCUGGGAGAGAUCAUCGUAAUGAUAACAGCCCAUUUAUUGUCCUGCUGAUGCCAGAUGUGUUUUCAUCUAUCUUCUCAUUUAAUCCAGUCUUGAGUCUGGUGCUAUGUUAACCCCCAUUUACAGAUGAAGAAACUGAGGUUAAGGGGUUAUAUCAGGAAUAACACAUGCCAAGGUCACACAUAUGUAUGUGAUAGAGGUGGGAUUUGAAACCAGGUCUCACACCAAGGCCCACAAUUUUGCUACCAGACCUCACUGCCUCUGGGCUUUGGGAAGAGAUCGUAUUUGCCCUGGGUGAAAGUUGCCUUCUAGAUACUGGUAGCAAGAUUCCCUGGAAACACCACUCCCUAACUUGAGUGACCGUAAGGAAAAGCGGACAAGGGGACCAAUGCAGACUGGGAGUUUCCUGCACUUGGCCCUGGGCUGGGGCUGGGCUGGGGAGCAGAAGCUGUAAGAUGGAAAGAGGCCAAGUGGCUGCAGGGAGAGCUGGUCCCAGGGGUGAGAGCCAUACUCAAGCUUUGCACACUCAAGCUUCCAGUGGUCACAGCUUCCCCAGGGCUAUUGUCCUGGACCCACCAAACUCACAAGAGCCUGCUGUGUAAGCCACAGGACCAGUGUUUCCACCUGCCAUGGAAUAAGCAAGUAAGAGCACAGUUCUGGUGCUCUAGUGCCAGUGUGAAUCUUGCCUCCGCCACUCAGUAGCUGUGUGAUUUCAUGCAAAUCAUUAAUCUCUCAAUUUCCUCAUCUAUGAAAUGGCAACAAAUGCGUAAUACGCAUUAGCUAUCUUUGUCACUACCAUUUGCAGUUAUUUAGUCUGUGCCAGCAUCCUGCUAAGCCUAUGUUCCCAUUUCAUCUUCACAGAACCGUCUGAGGGCAAAGCUGUUGAAUUUUCAUCUUAUUAAUUAGGAAAUUGAGGCACAGUGAAGUAAAUAAGACUUAGGUGUCAUAAGUAGGACAGACAUGUCAGAGCUGGGGCUUGAACCAGGUCCUCUGACUCCAAAAUCAGUGCUCUCAGCCUCUCUAGGAUUUUCCUGAGGCUAGAAUUUUCUUGUCUGCCCCAUGGGGCUCUGCCUGCUACCUGGACACUCAUUAGUUUAAGCAAAGGCCACCAGGCCCUCACUGCUUCUCAGCAGAGAUCAGCACCACCUGUGCCUGGAACUCCUGUAUCUCCUGGUUCCCUGUCCUUCCCUCUGGUGCAGCUGGAUGAAUUCCCCCUUGGACCCCUUUUUCUGUGCAUCCUUCUGUUCCCUUCAGAUAGAGCACAAUGCAAUUGAUUAGGCCUCUGUUUUCUCAAUUUCAAUCACAUCCUCGCCCUGCCUCCCUGAGAUUACAGGCGGGUCACCUUGAUUGCGGUUUCCACCGUUACUGUUCACAAAACUCUUCAGUCGUUUACAAAACCAUCUCUCGGCUCAUUCACUCCCCCACCUGGCUCUUCUCCUCCGUGAUGCGUGGAUUUUACUGGCUUAAGGCUCAGAGGGCAAUUUUACUUCCAAGUUCAUGGUAGGGGAGGAGGAUACCUAACUGACUAAAAGUGGGUGUUUCAUAUGCAUCAUCUAAUUUGAUCCUCACCACGAGCAGUGCAGAAGUGUGAUUAUUCCUGUUUUGCAAAAGAAGCAAUAAAGACUGAGAGGCUACAACAUUUGCCCAAGGUCAUACAGCUGGAUGGCAGAGUCAGAAUCCAAACCCGGGCCUGUGUGACUUCAAAGUCUCAUGUAUCUCACUGUGUCACAUCCCCUUAUUGGAUGGCACAGCCUAGAAAAGCACAAAACUAACCUAGAGUCAGGUCCAGGGAGGACAUGGUGCAGACAGAGGGCUGGGGUGGCCUCACACAUGCUGAGGAUUAUACCCGCAAAAUAAUUUAUUUAAUUUUAAUUUCACACACAUUUACUGAUGUCUCCUAUAGACUGACCCUACCCAGAAGACAGAAUAGUAAAUAAUUACAACACUUAGGACAAGGUCGGUCUGGAGACCAAGGGAGACUUCUUGGAGAAUGUGAAAGAAAAGUCUGCCUGACAAAGCACCAGAGGGUGAGAUCAUCUCCACUGAGGGAACAGCAUGUGCAAAGGCCCAAAGGUAUUAGUAGAGCAAGGUCAAGUCAGCCAAAUACAAAUAAUUAUGUAUGGGAGAGUUGAAGGUACAGAUGAGACAUGGAAGAAGGUUGGUGGGUCAGAGGCAAGAGGUAGGAGGGUCAGGGACUAAGAAACAUGACUCCUGAGUUGUAGGAAAAAAGUCAUUGAGAAGAAAUUGGGUGUGGGGUGCAGACCUAUUGGGGGAUGGGUGUAUCCUGGUCCUACUGCUAUAGUACCGACCUGGGUGGACCCACUAUCCACCCCAGUAGUUGUCUCCCACCCCCAUCCAUCCCAGCCAUUCCACACACACAUCCACACCCACCACCACCCCACACCACAGAACCUGAUGGUCCUGCAGUGGGGUCCGCACUCUCUCUGGUGGCUGCUGUGGGU
Talpa occidentalis (Iberian mole) is the source of this 6396-nucleotide messenger RNA. RefSeq names its product FGR proto-oncogene, Src family tyrosine kinase (gene FGR). Gene Ontology annotation, molecular function: non-membrane spanning protein tyrosine kinase activity; signaling receptor binding; ATP binding. The record is from RefSeq and is a predicted model, not a curated record. The coding region runs from base 472 to 2052 and encodes 526 amino acids. Gene Ontology annotation, biological process: innate immune response; cell surface receptor protein tyrosine kinase signaling pathway; protein phosphorylation. Gene Ontology annotation, cellular component: extrinsic component of cytoplasmic side of plasma membrane. Lineage: Eukaryota; Metazoa; Chordata; Mammalia; Eulipotyphla; Talpidae. The transcript has 14 exons.